UCAAAAGUAGGUCAAUAUUUUACUUUUCCAUACGUGUUUUGAAGAAGUGCUCAUAUGUUAUCUAAUUUCUAAAAAAUUUCUAUUUAUUCGCCAAUUUGCCACGAAGGCAUGUAACGAACCGCAUAUUUUCCAACCAUUUUCCGCCACUUCUCAAUAGUCCAAUUGAUAAUUUUCAAACCGCAGGCACUUUCAGAUAACCCAACCUAACAUGGCUUGAUAGUUUCUUUUUAAAAAAUGGCAGAUAAAUUAGGCUUAGGAAAUGAAGUUAGACAGCUCAAACUGGGUCAAAGCUUCACCAAUCCGAAGUCGACAGCCUUUCAUACGGUUCGCUAUGACUUCAAGCCUGCCUCGGUCGAUAAGUCGAACAAAAUCGCCAACGUCGAGGUCGGGCCUAACCAUCAGGUUACCGUCACCGUGCCCCACUUAGAUGGUGCCGGUAUACCGCAGACCGUUUUUAAGGGCCCCCAAAGGCCGUACCAGAAAGAAUGUGUCUUAAUUAUCGAUAGAGUUACGGGUGCAGUUACUUUAGAAAAAUUGUCUAGCAAUAUUCAAGUGAAGAAGACGAGGAGCGAGUCCAUACGACCGCCUCUUCCUCAGGGGGCGGAACGAGGCGGCCAAAAUAGUGAUAAACCGAGUACCUUUAGUGCAAAUCGUCCCCAAACGCCUCCCAUAGCUCAGCGGACGUCCAACAAGACGCGCGUGACGAGCGGCAGUCGACGUCCUGACCGUCCAAUCACACACCUAGUGCCGAAACACUCCCCCCUACACGCUAGCCCGAAUUACCCGUCGCCCGGUCACUACAAGUCUCCCAAACGAGACCUACAUGUAAAUACAGAGCCUCCAAACACGAGCUUAUCGGCGAGCCUACCGAUUAUCGGCGAGGACGACUUCUCGACGCUACCGCCUAGUAAUAAUCCGCCUCAGUUACCGCCGAGCCAGAAGUCUCCCAUAUUCCCGUCGGCCGACUACGAGAACGGCGGCGUCAGCGAGAUGAGCUGCUCGUCGACGUCGGACUCCGACUCGGACUCGGAUCACGAUCGGGUCGCCGUACCGCCGCCGCCCAAGGCGCCCGUCGCGAAGACGAACGGUUACUCGAACGGCGUGCAGAACUCCGGCUCGAGCUCGAAACCGUCGAUGUCGGCCGAUCACUUUUUAAGCGAGGAUUUAAACUUGUCCGAUUCCGGAAGCGACUGAUUGACCCUGAGCAUGGAUACGGAUAUGAGUUCAUGUAUUAUUAUUUUAAGUUGUAUGAUAUCAAAUACACUUAAAGUGUGCGAUUUUAUAAUUA
Molecule: messenger RNA, 1288 nt
Organism: Photinus pyralis (common eastern firefly)
Lineage: Eukaryota; Metazoa; Arthropoda; Insecta; Coleoptera; Lampyridae
Product: ell-associated factor Eaf
Exons: 4
Coding region: 235-1194 (319 amino acids)
Biological process (GO): positive regulation of DNA-templated transcription; regulation of transcription elongation by RNA polymerase II
Cellular component (GO): super elongation complex
Molecular function (GO): transcription elongation factor activity
Source: RefSeq, a predicted model, not a curated record